UGAUCCAGAGCGCACAGAGACAGCUGUGUUGCUCCUCUAUCGCGGGGGUGGUAUGGCCAGAGUAGUGAGAGAAGGUGCUCUGUUACACCCAGCAGGAAAUAGGUGCUGUCCUGGGCCUAGACUCCCCGCCCGCUCCUUUGCUCGCGCACACCCGGAUCCUUCGCCGCGGGGAGGAUGUUUCCGCCCGGCCGCGGUGGGCGUGACGCAACGUCCAGCGCGCGCUUUUCAUGCCUUGGCGUUUCCUUUGGCGGAUUUUCUGUUUUCAGAAGUUGCUGGGUUCGUUUUAUUCAGCGGCAGUGGUGCUUUCCCGAAUCUCAGAAUGCCUGUUAAAAGAUCACUGAAAUUGGAUGGUCUGUUAGAAGAAAAUUCAUUUGAUCCUUCAGAAAUCACAAGGAAGAAAAGUGUUAUAACUUAUUCUCCAACAACUGGAACUUGUCAAAUGAGUCUAUUUGCUUCUCCCACAAGCUCUGAAGAGCAAAAGCACAGAAAUGGACUAUCAAAUGAAAAGAGAAAAAAAUUGAAUCAUCCCAGUUUAACUGAAAGCAAAGAAUCUACAACAAAAGACAAUGAUGAAUUCAUGAUGUUGCUAUCAAAAGUUGAGAAAUUGUCAGAAGAAAUCAUGGAGAUAAUGCAAAAUUUAAGUAGUAUACAGGCUUUGGAGGGCAGUAGAGAGCUUGAAAAUCUCAUUGGAAUCUCCUGUGCAUCACGUUUCUUAAAAAGAGAAAUGCAGAAAACCAAAGAACUAAUGACAAAAGUAAAUAAACAAAAACUGUUUGAAAAGAGUACAGGACUUCCUCACAAAGGCAUUAAGGCUGACUUGCCCAUUACCAGAUUUUCCCAAAGGACUGAGUUCCUGCAUACAGGAGACUGUAUCACUAAACCAUGUUUGUAAAUUUCUAAUAAUCAUUGAUUUAAAUGAAAACGCAGUUUAAAAAAUAUAUAAUACAUAGUAUCUAUAUAAGUAUGUCAUAUAUUAAUGGGUGUUCUAUUCUAUUCUAUGUAGUCAUCGUCCAAUUCUGUUUCUUGGCAGGAGCUACAUUAGCUCUUUAUAUUUCCUGAGGUAUUAAAAACUUCAUUAGCUUUUUAACUAAUUUUGGGAAAUUCAUAUUGCCUAAAAAAUAGAUUAAAGCUUAUUUUUGUUGUAAUUUGAUUUUGAGCUAUAUAGUUUUCCUGAGUACUUUUGCUACCUCUUUCUCUGGUUCCUAACAUACAUAUUAGUUUUGGGGGUUUUUUGUUCGUUUUGUUUUUUGGUUAAUGAUUAUGUACACACAAACAUCCACACACAUGUAAAUUUUUUUUACUAAGCUAACAACUUUUACCCUUUUCUGCUCAUACAUUCAUUUUAAGAGGAUUUUGCUAAUUCUUUUGACAUCUUAAACUAGUUUGCUUUAUAUGUCCCUUAUUUUGCAAUCUGGCCUUGAAAUUUCCACUUUCUUUUAUUUAUUUAUUUUUACUAUGCUAUUACACAGAAUUGUUUAAAUUUUAAAAUGUUUUGGGAGUUUGUCAUAAUAUUAGAAAAUAAGUAAAAUAAAAAUCAUCCCUAUAAGGUGUAUAGGAUUUAUUAAGGUAAUUAUGAAAAUUAGAAUAAGCCAAUUACUUGUUUCACUAUCAAAAGAAUGUCCUUCAGAUUCUUCUGGGUUUUUGGUGGGUUUGUUUGUUUGUUUGUUUUUUGGUCUUUCAGAUUGUUAAAAAAUUUUCCUGGAAUAGUUAAAAUAGACAAUACCAUGAGAAUUUCAAUAUUUAUGCUAUCAUUGCCUCUUCUAAUUGGUCUUUUAGUUCUAGUAAUAUUUAUUUUUUCACUUGAGUGGGAAUUUCAGUUAACGUCAGUUACAGUCUUUAUUACAGGAAAAGUAGAAUUGUAAAAAUAACACUAGUGUUUUAAAUAAAUAGACAUCUGACACACAUUCUUAAGGCUUUAUAUAACUUAUUCAAGAGAAAUUUAAAACAUACACAAUAAUUAAAAGGCACAUUGAGAUUUUCAUAGUGUCAUAAGAACUGGACCUGGUAAAUCAGGGGAUGCCUUGAUGAGAGUAUAUGAAUAAAAGAGGAUGUCCUCUGCUAAACACAGAUUUCUUAAACAAAGGAAGGCUUCUUUCUUUCUUCAGUUACUUAGGAAAUAAGCCUAAUUUUGCUUUCUUCAAUAACACUGGCUUUAUGACUAUUAGGAAAAUAAUGAAAUGAAAGGUUCUUUUUCUGUAAGAUUUGGAUGUGAAUUUUCAUAAUUAUUUUAAAUUUGUUAUGCUGAAGACUUAAGACAUAUGACCAUUCAGUGGGCUGAUACAGAUGAAAUGUCACAUUAUCGUCACAUGGUGAGGCAUGAAAUUUACUUUCCAUAAUCAACCUCUACUUAAAACAACUUGUUACAGAUGUUCCUUAGUCAAUAGAUGGCAUUAUAUAGUAGUUAAUAUUUUCAGUUUUUUCUGAAGAUAAUAAAAAAUACCAUCAUUGUUGGUCUAUGACUAGUACUUCCAAUAAACAAAAUGUUUUUGAAAAGAAUGUAAGCAAAUUGUAGAGCAGUUGCCAAGAUAUGAAAUCUAGACACUUAGCUUCAGUCCAAAACAUAUUUUAUCUGUUUUGAGAAUAAUUGUGUAGGUUGCAGUAUGCAUAUUUUAAAUGAAAUGGAACCAUCUGAACUUUACAUUGUUCAGUGUUUCAGCUGUUUGUAAUAGAAAAUAUUUCAGAAUUUCCAACUUUGGUCUGUUUUAAAAAGCAUAAACUACAAUGUUCCUGUUUUCUUUAGUUAACUUUCUGUAUUCUUACAUAGUAAAAUUCAUCUUGGUUAUAGGAUUUUAAAGUUAUCAGAUUCUUAGACAACAGGACAAAUUUAAAACUCUUUGUGUUCUAACACUAUAAAAUAGUUUGAUAUUGCCUCUUCAUUCUAACCACCCACUGAAGUAUUUUUUAAACAUAAAAAUAUGUUGUUCUUUCCCCCACUCAGGCUUGAAAAAGUAUUCAUCAUACCAGCUGAAUAAUUUCACUCCCAGAAGACUACUACCCUUUUAGUUUUCUAUUUUAUCUUAACAUUAAACAAUAUAUUUUUUUCAAACAGAUACUUCAAUUUUAAAAGCACUGAGGUUUGAAGUUUAGACAUGACGACUUUUAGGAGAAACAACAGAAAUUCCCCCUAUGCUUUAACAUUCUGGGUUUAUCUGGAGAUAAAAAAUGGAGCCAUUAAUUUUGAUAGCACAAAUAUACAUUAAUGUACAACUAUAGUCCUCAGCUCUUUAUAAUGAUUCAGCUAUCAUGUAUGCCAUAUGUGAGUCAUGACCUUUCCUAUUAAUAAUGUUAAUGCUCUUGUUUUACACGAUUCGUCAUUGUUUUGGGGUGUGCAUUUCAGCUGCUAAAAAUGCUUACUUGAGAUUUGUCUAGGAUUUAAGUAAAAAUAAACUGGUUUAUUACUUUUCAAAGCCUUUUAAAUAAUUUCUUUCAUGAUUUAAAUUUUUUAUACUUUAACAGAAGUAUGAUAAUUUUUCUUUCAAAUAAAAUCAGUAGAAAAAAUUUUAAACUAUAAAUUUGGACUCACUUAAUAGCAAUUAGGUAUUUAAGAGGUGUAAAUAACUUGCUAUCAGACAUUACAAAUAUCCAGGUGCUGUGUAUGUGCUGAUGACAACAAAAUUGAAAAGAGAGACUGUAAUAAUUCUGACUGGUUUUCUCUGCAGAAGAUAUUGAUUAUUUGUAUGUGGUGAGAGAUUUGGAAAAUUCAAUUAAAGGAGUUGUGCAAAGGUUUCAUAAAUUUUCUUUCUACAGCGUGUACACAGACAUUGUUGCGUAUUAAAUCAAUGCAGCACUUCACAAUAUAUUUUCUUUGAAACAUAAAAAUAAAUAACAUUUAAACAGUUCUGCUUACUACAGAAACAAAUUUUAUUUUCUGUGAAGCAUUUAGUCAUGUGCUAUCACUGACUCAUACACAUUUGCCAGCUGUAACAAAUUUUAUAGACAUUUUCCCCAGAGACAUAUCUCACAUACUAUGAAUUUUUAAAUGAGCAAAUGGUGAAGAAGGGAUGUCAGCAAUAUAAAAAUUGAUCAGUUAAAAGAUAAAAGCAUAAGUAAAGAGAUUUGUAUGGUAGUCUUAAUAGGUUUUAUUAAAUAAAAAUACUGUAAAAAGACAGUAAUGAAUAGACUGAAGACUAUUUUUGAGGUGGAGAAAAAUUAUUCUGGCACAUUUAGUAGAAACUGUUUUGUGUCACCUGACAGGUGAACUUUUUUUUCUCAUUUUUAACUCUCAGAGUAGUCAAAAAAGACCCACAGAAAAAGAGUUAGAUAAAUUAUCUAAGUGGUUUACAUAUUUUAAACACAAUAAAGCAAAUGUUUAUAGUAUUAUAUAACUAGUUGUAUAGUUAAAAGCAGGACUUGGUAAUUAUUAAAUAUUAGGUGAUUUUUCCUCCAGCUCAGGCCUCAGGUAAGAGGAGGGUAGUCAUUUUUAUUCAUACUAAUCACACCAAGUGCUUCAGCCCUCUGGAACCUCUCUUUCAGGACCCCAGAACACUUUGCUACCUUUCCCUCUGCCUAGAUUGCUUUUUUCUCUGUCUUGCAAACUCCUGCUCAUCCUUUAAGGUCAGCCUCAGAUGUCACAACCUCUGUGAAGCUCUCCCCAGCUCUCCUAGGUAAAGCUAAAUUGCUUAAUCUUCGAGGCUCCCACAACACUUGUCUGAAUAUUUUACAUGUAUCAUGUUGUAGUGCAUUGUAAUUGCCUGGUUACAGGACUCUUUCUGGGCUCCUCUUUGGCAGACAAACAAAAAGUCUUAUCUAUGUACGAUAGUUUCAGAGCCUAGCACAGUGCCUGGAUAGAGCCUGGAAAGAAGUUCCACAUGCAGUGCAGCCAAUGUGUGAUGAAUGAAAAGAACUUUUUUAAAAGAAUUAUCUAAGUAUUUUCAAAUACUUAUAAAUUGCUAUUUUCUUACCUCAUUAAUGUUUAUUGAGUGCCUACCAUGCUCCAGGCACUAUUCUAGCAUUGGGGACACACUGACAAACAAGGCAGACAUAGUCUUGCCCUCAGGAGUAUAGAAUCUAGCACAAAUGACAGUCAUUUUAGUAACUAUAAGGAGUAUACUAACAAUGGUAAUAAGCAUGUAUUGUAAUAAAUGUCUGGGAAGUUUUUGUAAUAAAUUUGAAAAUGUAUAUUCUGAAAUAGAAUCAGGCUAACUAUAGCAUGUUGAAAUGAGAAUUUAUAGCCUCAGAGCUGCUAUUAGUGUAAAACAAGACUUUAGGUUGUUUUAAUUUCAUUUUGCUUCAACAUUUAUUCUGCAUCAUAUACUGUGGCAAGUUGCUUUGAAUUGUUUUCUGAAAAAAAAAAAGAAAAAACCUUUCUUUC
This is a messenger RNA of Pongo pygmaeus (Bornean orangutan), 5311 nucleotides long. It is a transcript of the gene ITGB3BP, whose product is annotated as integrin subunit beta 3 binding protein. The transcript has 8 exons. The coding region runs from base 53 to 892 and encodes 279 amino acids. Gene Ontology annotation, cellular component: nucleoplasm. The record is from RefSeq and is a predicted model, not a curated record. NCBI's taxonomy places the organism in Eukaryota, Metazoa, Chordata, Mammalia, Primates, Hominidae. Gene Ontology annotation, biological process: regulation of DNA-templated transcription; CENP-A containing chromatin assembly.